AUGGACUUUAUCGAAGUAGCGGAGAGUUUUAGUGACGAGGACGAGGAAUUGGAAACGAUAAUUUUGCGAAAUACGAAUCGGGAAGGACGUAGAGUCUUAGGAGCCACUUUUGAAGAUAUCGAUACGCCAACUUUGAGAGCUUACAUCGGACUUUUGAUUCUUGCAGGAGUGUACCGAUCUAACAAUGAAGCAACUGAAAGUUUGUGGGAUGCUGAAAUAGGACGUCCAAUUUUUCGAGCCGUCAUGUCGAACAAAACGUUCAAGAAGAUCUCACGAUUCAUUCGUUUUGAUGAUCGGUCCACGAGGAGUAGCCGCCGGGAAACAGACAAGUUUGCACCCAUCCGCGAGCUGUGGGACUCGUGGGUAGAUAUUUUACCAAAACUCUACAAUCCGCAAAAGAAUAUUACCAUUGACGAGCAGCUGGUUCCCUUUAGGGGCAGAUGUCCUUUCAGGCAAUAUAUGCCAAUGAAACCUGCUAAAUAUGGAAUGAAGAAUUGGGUAGCUUGCGACAGCGGUACAAGCUACGUCUGGAAUAUACAACCUUACACCGGAAGAAUAAACAAUACACCAGAAAGAAAUCAAGGAAUGCGAGUCGUUCAAGACCUGACUGCUGGAUUGAAAGGUUACAACAUUACCGUAGAUAAUUUUUUUACAUCCUAUGAACUUGCACAAAAGCUCUUGAAACGAGGGAUUACAUCAGUUGGAACAAUUCGAAAAAAUAAACCUUCGAUUCCGAGAGUUCUUUUGGAAUCAAAGAAGUGGCCUGCACAAAGUUCGAAAUUCGCAUUUACCAAAGAUACGACGUUGGUUACGUAUGUACCAAAGAAAAAUCGAAGCGUUAUUUUACAGAGCACACUACAUACUACUAAUUCUAUAAAUAAUAAGGAGAAUAAAAAACCGCUUAUCAUCGAAGAUUAUAAUGCGUCGAAAGGUGCGAACAUUCCAGAAAACCAGGAAACAGUACUGGAAACAUAUAAAAAGAGUAUAACUUCACUGUUAGCCAACGUAAAAUGGAAAAUGCCUCUACAUCAGUAUUACACUAAAGUGAUUAGUUUCAUAUGCUCGAUGCCUAUGCAUUACGAGCUACUAAUGAAAGAGAUAUACAAAACCCUUUAUAAAUGA
Hermetia illucens (black soldier fly) is the source of this 1122-nucleotide messenger RNA. Its product is annotated as piggyBac transposable element-derived protein 4-like. The record is from RefSeq and is a predicted model, not a curated record. The transcript is spliced from 3 exons. Lineage: Eukaryota; Metazoa; Arthropoda; Insecta; Diptera; Stratiomyidae. The coding region runs from base 1 to 1122 and encodes 373 amino acids.